AUGGACAGCAGGGCGUGGGCUGCCUACAUCCUCUGCUUGCUGAGUCCAUUACCAAUUGUAUUGGGCCACGUGCACCCAGAGUGUGACUUCAUCACCCAGUUGAGAAAGGAUGAGAGGUUGUGUCUACAAGCAGCAGAAGGGGUGCCCAACACCACUCUGGGCUGCCCUAGGACCUGGGAUGGACUGCUGUGCUGGCCAAUGGUAGGCUCUGGCGAGUGGGUGACUCUCCCCUGCCCAGAUUUCUUCUCUCACUUCAGCUCAGAGCCAGGGGCUGUGAAGCGGGAUUGCACUAUCACUGGCUGGUCUGAGCCCUUCCCACCUUACCCUGUGGCCUGCCCUGUGCCCCUAGAGCUGCUGACUGAGGAGAAAUCCUACUUCUCCGCAGUGAAGAUCAUCUAUACCCUGGGCCAUAGCAUCUCGGCCGUGACCCUCUUCGUGGCCAUCGCCAUCCUGCUGGCUCUCAGGAGGCUCCACUGUCCCCGGAACUACAUUCACACCCAGCUGUUUGCCACUUUUAUCCUCAAGGCGGGAGCCGUGUUCCUGAAGGACGCCACCCUGUUCCACAGCGAGAACACGGAUCACUGCAGCUUCUCCACUGUUCUGUGCAAGGUCUCCGUGGCCACCGCCCAUUUUGCCACCAUGACCAACUUCAGCUGGCUGUUGGUGGAAGCUGUGUACCUGACCUGCCUCCUAGCCUCCAAGUCGCCCAGCACAAGGAGGGCCUUCUGGUGGCUGGUUCUUGCUGGCUGGGGGCUCCCCCUGCUCUUCACUGGCAUGUGGGUGUGUUGCAAGGUGGCCUUUGAGGAUGUUGCAUGCUGGGACCUGGAUGACAGCUCCCCUUACUGGUGGAUCAUCAAGGGGCCCAUCGUCCUCUCUGUUGGGGUGAACUUUGGGCUUUUCCUCAAUAUUAUCCGCAUCCUGCUGAGGAAACUGGAGCCAGCUCAGGGCAGCCUCCACCCCCAGUCUCAGUACCGGCGUCUCUCUAAGUCAACGCUUCUCCUCAUCCCGCUGUUUGGAAUUCACUAUGUCAUCUUCAACUUUCUGCCCGACAGUGCUGGCCUGGGCAUCCGCCUCCCUCUGGAAUUGGGACUGGGCUCUUUCCAGGGCUUCAUCGUUGCCAUCCUGUAUUGCUUCCUCAACCAAGAGGUGAGGACUGAGAUCUCACGGAGGUGGCAUGGCCAUGAUCCUGAGCUGCUGCCAGCCCGGAGGGCCUUCACCAAGUGGACGAUGCCUUCCCGCUCUGGGGUGAAGGUGUUGACAUCUGUAUGCUAGGCUGGCCACAUCACGUGACUGGAGUCCACACCUGAACUCGGGCAGCUACAAUAGCCCCCCCUCCCUCUGUAGAAGCAAGAGACACCAGUGCCCCCGAGAGCCCUUGGGCCAUGUCCCCACCCCAGCUGCUGCCCAGCCCUGGGCAGGGGUAACCCUCUUACCUUGUCCUACACCUGACCCUAGGUCCCUGUGUUUCUACCUCUGACCUCCUUGGUUCCUCCAUCUCCAUUCUCCUCCAAUUCCUUCUGCUA
Prionailurus viverrinus (fishing cat) is the source of this 1523-nucleotide messenger RNA. RefSeq names its product growth hormone releasing hormone receptor (gene GHRHR). Gene Ontology annotation, molecular function: growth factor binding; growth hormone-releasing hormone receptor activity; G protein-coupled peptide receptor activity. The record is from RefSeq and is a predicted model, not a curated record. Gene Ontology annotation, biological process: cell surface receptor signaling pathway; positive regulation of cell population proliferation; adenylate cyclase-activating G protein-coupled receptor signaling pathway. NCBI's taxonomy places the organism in Eukaryota, Metazoa, Chordata, Mammalia, Carnivora, Felidae. The transcript is spliced from 13 exons. Gene Ontology annotation, cellular component: plasma membrane. The coding region runs from base 1 to 1272 and encodes 423 amino acids.